AACAGCGCUGAGCGGAGAGAGAAAGAGAGAGAGGAGAGAGAAUCAGAAUGGUGACAGAACAAGAGAUAUCGCAAGCGUUACAAGCCCUAAUCCAUGACUCCACUUCCAACCCAAACACCACCACCCCAACCUUCACCACCCUAAACGACGUCGUCCGGCAGCUCGAGUCCAGGCUCGGCCUCGACCUCUCCCACAAGACCGACUUCAUUCGGGCCCAGAUCCACUACCUCUUCCGAUCCCACCCACCCACUCCCCAACCUCAACCCCAGCCCCAACCCCAACAAAUUCCUCAACCUCAGCACCCCAAAGACCAUUUUGCCCUCCACCAACCCCCUAAUUACCACCACCCCGCCCCCUCCGCCUUCCAGACCUUCUCCUCCCAGCCCCCGCCUCCACUCCUGAAGCCAGAGCCCGGUACCGACGCUCCUGCGCCCGUUUCAGGCUCUAACACGCCCAAGGACAGUGCUAAACCUAAAUCUAAGAGAAAAGGUGGCCCGGGAGGUCUAAACAAACUUUGUGGUGUUUCGCCUGAGCUUCAGGCCAUUGUUGGUCACCCAACUCUCCCAAGGACUGAGAUUGUUAAACAACUGUGGGCUUACAUAAGGAAGAACAAUCUCCAAGAUCCCGGUAACAAGAGGAAAAUUAUUUGCAAUGAUGAGCUGCGAGUGGUUUUUGAGACAGACUGUACUGACAUGUUUAAGAUGAACAAGUUGCUUGCUAAACAUAUUAUUCCACUCGAACCAUCAAAACCAGCAGUUCCCAAGAAGCCCAAGGUGCCAAAGAAUGCUGUGGAGUCUGCAACAAAAAGUACAGAACCGAGUCCUUCCCUGAUAAUAUCUGAAGCACUUGCAAAUUUUUUUGGUGCUGGUGUAAGGGAGAUGAUCCAGUCAGAGGUUGUAAUGCGUAUCUGGGAGUACAUAAAGGUCCACCAUCUGGAGGAUCCUCAAAAUCAAAUGGCUAUACAUUGUGAUGCAAAGCUUCAAGAAAUCUUUGGUUGUGAAACCAUCAAUGCAUUGGAAAUACCAGAUAUUUUGGAACGUCAUCACAUAUUCAGGAGAUGAUAAUAGUUGCAGAUCACAGGCGCAAUAACUUUGUGCGCUAAACCUUCAUGAGAAAUUGAUGUAUUUCCUUGUACUUCGAACGGUUAUGUAGCAUAUUUUUACUUUAGGUCAUGUUUGUAAGUAGAGUGAUGGUAUGAAAAUGUACCAAGGUUCAUGGCAGGUCUUAUUUUGCCGAUGGCGCCAUGGUUUGUCUGACUAGGCCUGUUAGGUUUAGAGUGUGCAGCUUCUGGAGUUUCUAACACCUGUAAAAUAGCUGACACUAGAAAAAACAGAACCAAAUGUAAGCACAUGUUCUUUAACUCGUUUCAGUUAAUGAAUGUAUUUAUUUAGUCGA
Messenger RNA from Malus domestica (apple), 1395 nucleotides. RefSeq names its product upstream activation factor subunit spp27-like. NCBI's taxonomy places the organism in Eukaryota, Viridiplantae, Streptophyta, Magnoliopsida, Rosales, Rosaceae. The record is from RefSeq and is a predicted model, not a curated record. Gene Ontology annotation, cellular component: nucleus.